This is a messenger RNA of Lichtheimia ornata, 1977 nucleotides long. RefSeq lists its product as uncharacterized. The coding region runs from base 1 to 1977 and encodes 658 amino acids. Gene Ontology annotation, molecular function: protein binding. The record is from RefSeq and is a predicted model, not a curated record. NCBI's taxonomy places the organism in Eukaryota, Fungi, Mucoromycota, Mucoromycetes, Mucorales, Lichtheimiaceae. The transcript has 2 exons.
AUGACACGCUCUAUUUGGGACGAGUUUUACCAGCAGCCUACACUCGCAGUCUCCACUGAGAAAUAUACAAAGCUUCUUCACGAUUCAACAUCUCAACUUCACCAAUCCCUUGAACCCAUCUUGUCAGCUUUGGAUCGGCGUGCUUUGGCAUUCACAAAGCUUGCUAGCUUUGAAUCGGCCCUUCGCGAUGCCAAGCUUAUACAACAACUCUCGCCUUAUUCAGCACUUGGUUAUUUAUGCGAAGCCAAGAUUUACAGCGAGCAAGGAAAACAGCAUCAUGUGAUCGAUAUUUGCGGCAAGGGCCUGAGUAUGGCUGAUACCAUGGAUACGCACUAUGAUACAUUACGACGACUCAAAGAGGAUGCCGAACAACGCCAAAACGUAUGCAUUGACUUUGUUACUCAGCUGCCAUGCGACAUUGUUGUCAUGACCAUCAUCCCAAUGUUUACCGAUUAUUGGUGUUUGCAGCCAUUUACACCAUGGCCGUACUUGCAUGUAUCUAAUCAAUGGCGUGAACGUGUUAUUCAGUCGCUGGAUGGAUUACGCUUUAUGACUGAUUGUGAGGAAAUGGAAUACAUGGGAAACGAUUCGCAAAUCGCCAAAUUUUCUCGGCAUGUGAUAUCAUUGAACAUUGGACAAUUUACUAAAGGGACAUGGCUUGGUGAUCUAAUACGCAAUAAUGACUUUUGCUCAUUGCAUGAGCUAUUGAUUGAUCACUUCACAGCCGAUUGUGUGGAUCACUUGGUUUCGUCAUUCAGGUCCAUCAGCACCACUUUGACCCAUCUCCAAAUUGUACGUCCAAGUGGGGUCGUGUUACCCAUAGGCGACGUUCUGCUCAACUGCUCCAAUCUCGUGUCACUCAAAUUGUUUCUCGAGUCCGUUGAUGAUAUCAGCUCGCUUCCAAUGAUGACAUGCACCACUUUGACGACAUUAUCCAUUUACACAGAAAGGGACAUUACCUAUAAUGAGAUCAUGGCGAUUGGAAAGCGUUUGCCAUCACUCAAGAAGCUUUCACUUUCUCCAUGCAGCGACAUACAAUCAACACGUGAUAUUCUGGACUACUAUCCAUGGAUGAACAGCCUUACACUUUACAAGGAAGCUAUAGGCUUUGAAAUCACUUUGUCAGACCAAGGCCCUAUGUCUAAAGAGAAUGGGAUUACGGAUCUUGUUAUCAUGAUGACUCAUCUGGACGGUGCUUUCUGGCAGUCAAUCAAUUACGUACUAAAGCAGCAUCAAAUGACACUUGAACGCCUACAAUUCGACGUGGAACUUGGAUCAGAGCCUGAGGAUAUCUACAAUGUUGAUUAUCGUCAACUGAAAAGACUUUGCCUUGAUAACUCCGGGUGGUGGAUACCGCGACAUGCACCCAUGCUUGAAGAAUUGAAGAUAUCAGCUGAAGUGCUUACUGCCAACUCCUCUGUGCUUGAUGUGUUCCCCAACGAUCUAAAAAAGCUACAUUUGGAAAUUGCCGAUACACAUGACGCUGAUCAGAAAGCUCUCAUCGAACGAUACCUGCUCCGGUUUAUACAUCAUCCAUAUUUGAAAGAACUCGUUAUUGAUUUCACCACCGCAAACGACGUCGACAACAUGUUAAGUGCAAUUCAUCAACUAAGUCAGCUACGACACCUAAUGGUCCGCUUUCAUCAUGUUUGGGAUCCCUGCCAAAUGGAAAGGUUUAUUGGUGGGCUUCUGAAAGGCUGUCGUCAUUUAACCUGCUUUGAGAUCAACUGCAUCAAUCCGCCAUCCACCGAAUCAAUCAACGCUUUGAAACAGCUCACCCAUUUGGAGAAACUUGCAUUUUCAGUCUUUAACACCGAAGGGGAGAGCGACUUUUGGUAUGCCGUGCAAACGUUUUCGCAACUCAAAUGCAUCGAGAUCUAUCGAGAAAAGCCAGGCAACAAGGAUGAUAUUCGACAUCUCCAAGGACAACGGCCUGACUUGAGGAUUACCGGCAGCAAUGGGUAUGUUUCCUUUUGA